CUCCAGAAUUCUCCAGAUCCUCCUCAGCUUCCUGCCUCUGGUGGUCAUCUCAACAGAGCAGGGUCUUCCUCCAUCAGGUCAAGGUGGGGGUAGGGGAAGGAUUGGGAACAGGGACUCCCCUAGGUUCUCAGGUACAGUCAGUCUACCUAAGCCUAUCCAGCAAAGACACUGACCCCUGAAGUAGACGGAAGGGCUUCAGACCCAAAGGCAGGAGGAUUAGGCUUUAGCUCUUGCUCACAGACUGCUGAGACCUGGGGCAAGCCCCUGCCCCUCGUGGGGCCCUCGGUUUUGCAAUCUGCAGAAUAAGGAAAUGGGUUCCUCAAUCUACAAUCAUCCGGCUAUAAUAGUCUUUUACCUUUGUAUACUGCGUGGGUAAAUUCCUGAAACCAAGCUGCUUUCACCCCUGGAUCUCACUUGAUGUUCCCAACAGCCUGUUACCGUUGACAAACGAGAAAGCUUAGGUCCAAGGGAACAAAAUUGCCCAAAGUCGCAUGGCAAGCUGGAGGCAGAGCCUGGGUGCAGUCCUUGAAUCCUGAUCUUUCUCUGGCCCUUUACCCUCUAUGAUGCUGGGACUCUGUGCGACUUCCUCUAACCUAUUGUCCCAUUUGUAAAAGGACUGUAAAGCUGUCCCAUUUGUAAAAGGACUGUUGUGAGGACUGAAUUAGGAGAGGCGAUGAAGAGGGUCAUUCUUUGCAAAUCAUAAAAGAAAGGACCACAGAACGAUGCACUGGGUCGUUAGGUUACUAUUUAUUACUGUUAUCUUCGCUACGGCGCCCCCAAGUGUCGAUCACGAGAAGCUUGGCUUGCGCAGGCGCUCUUUGGUGUUUACGAAGGCCUCGAGGCCCCGCUUUUGCGCGUGCGCUUCUCGCCCGGGACCGCCCAGAGGUUUCCAUGCCGGACGAGGGGCGGCUCUGCUUCGCGCCCUCUGGUGGUUGUCGCCGCUCUGUCACCACGGCUCCCAGGGUCCCUUGUCGGCUCCACUUUCGUUGAGACGUCUCCACAGCCCGACAGCGGCGGCGAUCUGAGGAGAGGCAGGAGGAAACACGGCGCGCCCGGCAUCGUCCUUCUCCGGGGACUCCAGCAUCUCAGUCACCGCUUCACUAAGUCCCAGGUGCAGGUUCUGGCAUCCAUCACGGCAAACUGAAGACCUUGGUGAAUUCCAUCGGAAUGGCGCGCGCAUUGCCACAUGGGAAUUGUAGUUCAUGGAUAACCAUCUCUUAGAGAAGGCUGAGCUGCUGGACAAGUUCUCAAAGAAGCUGCAGCCGGAGCCAAACAGUGUCACUCCCGCCACCCACCAGGGCCCUUGGGAGGAGCCAGGGCCUGACUCAGACCAAGUCCAAUCACUGGCUACUCUGAAGGUGAAGUGGCAGGAGGAGGAGGAGGGGCUCCGGCUGGUCUGUGGUGAGAUGGCCUACCAGGUGGUGGAGAAGAGCGCGGCCCUGGGCACCCUGGAGUCGGAGCUGCAGGAGCGGCGAAGCAGGCUGGCGGCCCUAGAGGCCCGCGUGGUGCAGCUGAGAGAGGCGCGGGUGCAGCAGGCCUGGCAAGUGGAGGAUCAGCGGGUACAGAACGCCGCGCAGCGGCAAGCUUAUGAGGCGCUGCGCGCGCACGCCGGGCUCCAGGAGGCGGCACUGCGCAGGCUCCAGGAGGAGGCGCGCGACCUGCUGGAGAGGCUUGUGCAGCGCAAGGCCAGCGCCGCGGCUGAGCGCAACUUGCGCAACGAGCGCCGGGAGCGGGCCAAGCAGGCGCGGGUGUCCCAGGAGCUGAAGAAGGCUGCCAAGCGGACCGUGAGCAUCAGCGAGAGCCCGGACACCCUAGGCGAUGUGAUAAGGGAGAGAACUGAGACUCUGGCCCUGGCCCUGGCCCUGGCCCCUGAGCCAGAGCCCCUGGAGAGUAAGGCUUGUGAGAAGUGGAAGAGGCCCUUCAGGUCUGCCUCAGCCACCUCUCUGACGCUGUCCCGCUGUGUGGAUGUGGUGAAGGGGCUUCUGGAUUUUAAGAAGAGGAGAGGUCACUCAAUUGGGGGAGCCCCUGAGCAACGAUACCAGAGCAUCCCUAUAUGUGUGGCUGCCCGACUUCCUGCCCAGGCUCAGGAUGUGCUGGACGCUCACCUCUCUGAGGUCAAUGCUGUUCGUUUUGGCCCCAACAGCAACCUCCUGGCCACUGGAGGGGCUGACCGCCUGAUCCACCUCUGGAAUGUUGUUGGAAGUCGCCUAGAGGCCAACCAGACCCUGGAGGGAGCUGGUGGCAGCAUCACCAGUGUGGACUUUGACCCCUCGGGCUACCAGGUUUUAGCAGCAACUUACAACCAGGCUGCCCAGCUCUGGAAGGUGGGGGAGGCACAGUCCAAGGAAACACUGUCUGGACACAAGGAUAAGGUGACAGCUGCCAAAUUUAAGCUAACGAGACACCAGGCAGUGACUGGGAGCCGUGACCGGACAGUGAAGGAGUGGGACCUCGGCCGCGCCUACUGCUCCAGGACCAUCAAUGUCCUUUCCUACUGUAAUGACGUGGUGUGUGGGGACCAUAUCAUCAUUAGUGGCCACAAUGACCAGAAGAUCCGGUUCUGGGACAGCAGGGGACCACACUGCACUCAGGUUAUCCCUGUGCAGGGCCGGGUCACCUCUUUGAGCCUCAGCCACGACCAGCUACACCUGCUCAGCUGUUCCCGAGACGACACACUCAAGGUCAUUGACCUGCGUGUCAGCAACAUCCGCCAGGUGUUCAGGGCUGAUGGCUUCAAGUGUGGUUCUGACUGGACCAAAGCCGUGUUCAGCCCAGACAGAAGCUAUGCACUGGCAGGCUCCUGCGAUGGGGCCCUUUACAUCUGGGAUGUGGAUACCGGGAAACUGGAGAGCAGACUUCAGGGACCCCACUGUUUUGCAGGCACUGGCAACCAAGGAUCAGUGAGGGUAAAGCAGAGACUGCAGCCCACUUUUGUGUGGAUCCAUAGACUGCUUGGGAGCAAUUUUCUUUAAACAUCAUUUAAUUCAACUGUUUCUCCUCUCAUGUACCUGAAUCUCUCUCAUCCAUGGGGUGUCACCAUUUUCUGAGGCUGAAAGUUCUUCCACUAGCACCGAUGGAAAAACUCCAAUCCGCCCACUGAAUUCCCCUUCCCAGAAGCCAUCGUCAUCUUGGUUUUCUUUGUUCAAGAUACGGAUUAUUGCUCCCUCAGGAAAAGAUAACUCAUCAUCUGUCUGGCCCUCGUAUUCAUAAAGUGCUUUCACAAAACAGACUAGGGAGCAAGAGAAAGACAAAUCUGGUAAGAUAAUUGACAGCUGGUUGCUUCUGCAACCACCCCUAUGCUCACAUGACAACUAAAAGAGCAUCGUACAGAAUAGGAUUAAAGUUGUAAUAUUUUUACUCAAUGAUGAUCAACUUUAGGGUUCUACUAUACAGGACAAAUGUGACCAAAUAAAGGGAAGCAUAUUAUAGGAUAGGAGCAAAAUUGUGCAUUUAGGUCAAAUGUGACCAAAUAAAGAGUGCCUUGUUUCAGUCUUUACCACUGGCAUCUCCGUUGAGGCUGCCUGAAACGAGUUCUGCUUCUGUGGAAUUGCUGGACGUGUGUGACCGACUGUCCAAAGCGGCCAGAGACUGCAGCAUGCUCAGGAGGCUGUUCGAGGUGGGAAACUGUAGGUACUUUUCUGGCACAUAACCCACUUGGCCAACUUUAUUUCGAGCCUGGGUAAAAGACAUGUGACAAAACAAGUUUACACACACAAUUCAGGCAGGGCACAACAAAGACCAAAACAAACUCCUGAAAAUGUCACAAGAAGGGGCGAUAUGAGCAAAGGAAUAUACCUUUACCCAGUCUUCCAUAUCUCCAUCUUCAAUCACUUCUAACACCUCAUGUUCCUCAAUGGUCAACUCAUCUGGUUGAGAAGCCUGCAAUGUAGGAUGGUCAUGGACAAAAUUAAAAAGGUUAGAUAAGGAGCAGAUGUGAGCUGAUCAUGACAAAAACUGGGGAUCAAAAUAUUGAAAUGAUUUUGAGAAACAUGUUGAACAUAAAAAUUUAAAUGCUGUAAAACUAUCAUAAUGAAGUGAAGUUUUACUUUAAAAAACUAAACAAAUAAAACCAUAACAAAAACUGAAGGAACUGAAUCCUCAUGAGGCAAUGAGUUUCAAUGAACAGAACAUGUGAGCCUGGGCAACACAGCGAGAUCCCAUCUCUACUUACGAAAUAAACAAACAAACAAACAAACAAACAAAUAAAUAAAUAAAUAAAAUUAGUCAGGCAUAGUGGAACGUGCCUGUAGCCCCAGCUACUACUCGGGAAGCUGAGGUGGGAGGAUCGCUUGAGCCUGGGAGGUUGAGGCUGCAGUGAGCCAUGAGCAUGCCACUGCACUCCAGCCUGGGCAACAGAGCGAUACACUGUCUCUGAACAAAGAAAGAAAGAAGAGCACUUCCUGGAAGCAGAGGAUCCGGGUUCCAACUCCAGCUUCUGUAUCAAGCUUUCAACUUGAUGCAUCCAUUUCUUUAAAAUGACAAUCCUGCCAUUCUCUGGAUGAUGUGAGAGUCAAUGUGGGAUGAAGAAGCAUAGAAUUGUGAUGAUUUGGGAAGCAAAGGCAAAGGAGAAGGCACUGAAUUGGAACUGCUACCAGAGGGCUGCCAUGGACAAGCAUGCAGUGAAAAUGCAAAGAACUAUGUACAUGAAUUUGAUGAUUGUGGGUGCAGUGCCUAGAAUUGAUCUGGAAUCACUAUAAAGCAGUGGUCAAAAGAAGAAAAUUGUAGGAAAGGAAAUGAUUGAGAUCAGUCAUGGUUUGGAUUUUUUAUGCUCCAACUUAACUGUGGAGACUGGGCUGAUCUACUUGCGUUCUACUGCACAAGCUGCUAACUGUAAUGGUUUCAUUAUCCCUGACAGCAGCAGUCCACCAGCAUCAGCCACCCACAUGUUGCCCUUGAGAUGCCAAAUCUGUGAGAAAACUGAAGCUCCACAGAGGGGCUGGAAAUCCAUGUGGCUUUGCUUCCUAAGAGCCUUCCCUGUCAUGUGUGAUAGGCAGGGGCUGCUGGCUUCUGGCUCUCUAGAAAACAGUAUUAAAAGCUUUCCCCAAGACCCAAGAUCAGUUAAAACCAUCAUCUAAGACCAUAAAGCUUUUCAAAUCUCACAAUCUCAAAGUGUAAAAUUAACUCUAAGUUACACAAACAAAAUAAGGCAAAAAAAGGGGUCAUUUUCACGAUUCACUUUUCAUUUCAUGAACAUUAAAGUAUUUCAUCAAAACCCAGAUUCUGAAUGUCAUCAUUAGCUCCCUGAGACAGAAAAAUAAUAUUGAGGAUGGCUAACCAGUCACAGAAUACACCAAGGCCAGAUUUUAAAUUAUUUCUUAUCUCAAAAUAUGAGGAAAAAGCCCUCUCCUUUACUCUUGAUAGCUUUUCCAGUGGAAUUGCUUCACUACUCUGAAACCAUACUAUGCCUUGAAUAUGACAGCAAAAGGCACUUUUGUAAUAAAAAUGUUUUCCAUGGCAAGACCUAAAAAGUAUCAACACAACCAGACAUUAAUGUGUGUGACAGCAAACCAGGGGAGGUAAUAUACUUUUAAAUAUACUGCUGCCCUUAUAAAAAGCUAUGGAGAGGCUGCAUGAGGUGGCUCAUGCCUGUAAUCCAAGCAUUUGGGAGGGUGAGGUGGGUGGAUCACUUGAUGCCAGGAGUUCGAGACUAGCCUGGGCAACAUAGAGAAACCCUGUCUCUAUGAAAAAUGCAAAAAAUUAGCUGGUGUGGUGGUGUGUGCCUGUAAUCCCAGCUUCUAGGCUGAGGCUGAGGUGGGAAGAUCACUUGAACAGGGAGGCAGAGGUUGGAGUGAACCAAGAUCAUGCCAAUGUACUCCAGCUUGGGCAAUGGAGUGAGACCCUGUCUCCAAAAAAAAAAAAAAAGGCAUGGAGAUCCAUGCAUGUUUUUCAACACUGCAGUGCUAGUUGUCCAAUGUAAGCAGAUACUAGCUUGAUCAUCCCAUCCUAAUGCAGUGAUAAUCAAUUCUUUCACCUUACAAGGUCAAGUCCGUUGCAUGGCAAUCAAGACCCUGCAGAGUUUGGUCUCUGUGGGCCUCCUGACGCUUUGGCCCCUGCACACACUCCUGUUCUCUGAGCAUACCAUGUUCUUCUUUGCCUCCAUGCUUUUAGGUGUUCUGUCCAGCAGGCUCCGUUCCCUCUUUCCUAACUGAUGAAUGGACUUAGAUUACUGUGGGUUUAAGUCCAGCUUCAGUAUGUUUUUAUGGGCAAGUGACCUAAGAUGUUUUUGAACCUCAGUUUUCUUUUUUCCUACUAGAAUAUAAGCUCUAUGAGGGCAGAGAUUUUUGUCUCUUUUGAUCAGUGCUACAUCCCAGAGCCUAGAAAAGCCCACAACACUGAUACAUGGGAGGUGCUCAAGCACUAUUUGUUGAAUGAAUGGGGUGUUUGAUAGUAUCUUCCUCAUAGGGUUAUUGAAGAGAUUACAAAUAAAUAAAUAAAUAGUAGUUACGAUUAAUUUUGAUUUGAGACCGAGUGUAUGUUUUCCCAGACUACCCAUGAUGAGUAAGUUGCUCCUCCUCUUGUUCUUAAAAGGCUCUGAGCGUACCAGUAACACUGACUACCAUGAUGCUCUAGUGAGCUUGUCCAUGUGAGCUUCCUAGUAGAAACACUUAAUUAGAUAGGGACAUACUUCUUCUCACUUACCCCAACUAAAGACAGUAAGUGAGCAGUAAAUUGUUAUUAAAUACACACAUGCUCUUAUACUGUCUCAAGUCCUAGUAUCCAGUGACAACCAGAGUUGACAAUCUCUCUCCAAAUUUCCUGUAUUUCUUUUAAAACAAUAUGCUUUUCCUGAUUAUAUCAUACACGUUCAUUGUAGAAAGGCUGGAAAAUAUGCAUAAUUGAGAUAUCAUUGUACAUACAAUUUGGUAUCCUACCUUUUAAUUUGGUAUUAGGACAUAAGGGUUUCUUCUUAUAUAGAAAAACUCUUUCUUUUUUUUUUUUUGAGACAGAGUUUCACUUUUGUUGCCCAGGCUGGAGUGCAAUGGCGUGAUCUCCAGUCACCACAACCUCUGCCUCCCAGGUUCAAGCGAUUCUCCUGCCUCAGCCUCUCGAAUAGCUGGGAUUACAGGCAUGUGCCACUACACCCAGGUAAUUUUUGUAUUUUUAGUAGAGACAGGGUUUCUCAAUGUUAGUCAGGCUGUUCUCAAACUCCUGACCUCAGGUGAUCCACCCAGCCUGGUGGAAACACUCUAAUAUAAAUUUCAAUAAUCUUCAUAAUAUUAUAUGUUAUGGCUAGAGUAUAUGAAUGUCUAGUUUAAUUAUUCUCAUUGGACUGCCAAAUUUAAUCUUUUUUAAUUUAUUUUUUAGAGGCAAGGUCUCACUCUGUCACCCAGGCUGGAGUGCAAUGGUGUAAUCAUGGCUCACUGCAGUCUCGAUCUGGGCGCCAGUGAUCCUCCUGCCUCAGCCUCCUGAACAGCUAGGACUAUAGGCAUGUGCCACCAUGCCCAGCUACUUAAAAAAUUUUUUUUGUAGAGACCAGGUUUUGCUUUGUUGCCCAGGCUGGUCUUAAACUCCUGGCUUCAAGUGAUCUUCCUACUUUGGCCUCCCAAAAUGUUGAGAUUACAGGCAUGAGCCACCACACCCAGUCAUGAGCUCUAUUAUCCUCAUUGAUGUCUCUAUCAGAAUGAAGGCAAGGGAAAGAUUCAUUCGUUCAUGCCUUCUUUCUAUCAUUCAAGUAUUCAUUCCACAAUUAUUUACUGAUGACCUACUACGUGCUCGGCAUCGUCUUAGGGGCUGAAGACACACAGACAAGGUAAACAUACAGAGACAAAAUUUCUCCCUUCAUGGACCUUUAGUGGAGAGUCAGACAAAGAAAUAUGAAAACUAAGAUUAAGUUUGGCUGGGCAGAAGUGCCAUAUAUUAUAAAGCAGUACUAUAUGAAAGGACAUUUUUGUAUCCAAAAUAUUUUUCUAUAUUAUGAUUUAUUUCCUUAGGAUGGAUGCUAAUAGGGUCAAAAGUUAAUAACAUUCUUAAGGCUUCUGACUCUAACCUUUUUUUUUGAGAUAGAGUCUUGCUCUGUCACCCAGGCUGGAGUGCGAUGGUGCGAUCUUGGCUAGCUGCAACCUCUCGGGUUCAAGCGAUUCUCCUGUCUCAGCCUCCCUAGUAGCUGAGAUUACAGGUGCAAACCACCAGACCCACCUAGUUUUUGUAUUUUUAGUAGAGACAGGGUUUCACUGUGUUGGUCAGGCCAGUCCCAAACUCCUAACCUCAGUGAUCUACCUGCCUUGGUCUCCCAAAGUGCUGGGAUUACAAGUGUAAGCCACUGUGCCUGGCCAACCUAUCCAUUAAAUAUAGCUUUCUUUGUUCUCACCAGAUUAUUCGAGGCCUCCUUUUUGAUCUGGACUAUAUGAAUUAUGAUUAAAGUCAGUCCUUCUCUAUUCUAAUCUAUCCUCUAGAAUAUCUAUUCCAUGACCAGGUUGCCUUCUUACAAGUCCAAUCUGAUUUCAGGCCAUCUAAGGAUCUUCCCAGCCAAGAUAAAAACCAAACCUCUAAGUCUGGUACAUGAGGCCCUUUACUAUCUGAUAACAAACACCUUUACGCACAGCUCUUCUGUUCUCCCGAGGAUGCUCCACCGAAUUUAACAAUUCCUGAACACCCCACACUCUCAUCACAUUCUGUCUCUAUACCUGCCGUUCUCUUUGCUUGGAAGGCUCUUUCCCUACCUUCUCACUGCAUCUAGAAAGGUCUUAAAUCUCAUAACCCAAUUUAGAUGCCAUCUCAUAAAAUCUCUCCCAAUGAUCACAGGUAGAGUUAGUGGCUCUACCUUUACUAUAAAUCUUUUCACACUUGUUCUGUUUUUCCAGUUUAAUAUUUAUCCCUUCCUAGACUGUCCAUUCCUAGAGGGGAGAGAUAAAGUCACAUUCAUUCUGGUAUCCCCCAAAUAUAUAACAUAUUGGGCACUCUAUAUGUUUAUUCAAUGAUUAACUGACUAAAUAGAUGUUCAUAGUCUAAUGCAGGGAAGUGCCUGGGAUAUGCCAACAGAGAGAAUGUUGAAUGAAUGUCAACAGUUUAAAAUCACUUGGACACUUAGGAAUCUCUCUAUUUAAGGACCUUAAAUUUUAGUUCUGGGAUAUUCAGGUAAAUAUAAUAAUGGGAGGUGGUAUCAGGAAACAAUUCCAAUGCGAGUUUUAUUAUAUUCUGUAAUACCUUUCCAAGUAUCUGAGAUGAUUUUAAAUUUUCAAAAGAUUAUCAAAACAAUUUACAUUGGGAAAAAAAUGCUAACACUUUCAAUGAACAGGAAGUAUUAUGAAUUUAAAUAUAAAAUGAAAGGAUGUUAAAUUCAAAACAAAUCUGGGAAUCACUGAUAUUGAGGAGUGAAUACUGCCACCUUUUGGCUACAUGGGGAUGUGGCAGUAGGAGUGAAUCUGUCCAGUGCAUGACAGGUGGAUUCUCUCCAGACCUUCCCUUUCUGAUAGCCUUCCGCAUUGCCCCUUCUCAUGCAUGCCUCCACUAGAACAGGGGCAAGAGAAGAUUCAUGCAUUCACGCCUCUCUUCCAAUAUUCAUGUAUUCAUCCCACAAUUAUUUACUGAUGACCCACUACAGCUGGCCAUCAUCCAGGGCAAGAGAAGAUUCAUGCAUUCACGAGUCUCUUCCAAUAUUCAUGUAUUCAUCCCACAAUUAUUUACUGAUGACCCACUACAGCUGGCCAUCAUCCUUGGGGCUGAAGACCUGGAGACAAGGUACACAUACACAGACAAAAUUUUUGCCUUCAUGGACCUUUCGUGGAAUGUCAAAGAAAUAUGAAAAUAAACAAGAGUAAGUUUGGCUGGGCAGAAGUGCUAUAUAAUAAAUAAAAGAGGCAAUGGGAUAACGA
Molecule: messenger RNA, 9812 nt
Organism: Callithrix jacchus (white-tufted-ear marmoset)
Lineage: Eukaryota; Metazoa; Chordata; Mammalia; Primates; Cebidae
Gene: ATG16L2
Product: autophagy related 16 like 2
Biological process (GO): autophagosome assembly
Molecular function (GO): protein binding
Source: RefSeq, a predicted model, not a curated record